Molecule: messenger RNA, 1322 nt
Organism: Penaeus indicus
Lineage: Eukaryota; Metazoa; Arthropoda; Malacostraca; Decapoda; Penaeidae
Product: inter-alpha-trypsin inhibitor heavy chain H5-like
Exons: 9
Coding region: 297-1322 (341 amino acids)
Source: RefSeq, a predicted model, not a curated record
GGUGGCCAGCGCGGGUUGUCCACUAACGCGCAGCUAUAAAACACACUCGAGUGAAGGUUGGAGCCUUAGUACUGUGCUGGUGUGUGGAAGUGGCGGUGCUCCUCGUCUCCGGCUCUGUGGCUCUCCUCGCCUGCCCUUGCUCCUCCUGUGCCUCUCUUGAGGGUCCUCUCACACUCCUCAUGAACACUACUCGCCGCCUGCCUCUCAGCUUUGCCGGAGAUCGGUCACGGGCGGGAUUGUAUGGGCGGGAUUCACUCACGGGUUCUGAGGGUUACUUUCAGCAGUUUUAGGGCGACAUGUUUCGAACAACGACACCAGUAUUUUUUGCCGCGGUCGUACUCAUUGUGCAGGUAAAAUGCCAUGGCGACGUCAUCUCCCGCCUGGAAGUCACCUCCGAAGUGGGCCAUCGUUACGCCGUCACCCACGUCACGGCCGCCGUCACGAACAGCAAACCAAGGCCUUCUGAUCUCAAGUUUAAGAUGCUCCUGCCUUGGGGGGCUUAUGUCUCCACGCUAACCAUCGAAAACAAUGGAAAGAAUUACACGACGAUCGUAAGGGAGCGGCGCCCCCAUGAACGGCGGAGACCCGACCCCAACACUUCUACUAGUGAUUCAGAGAAAAAGAGUGCCACGAAGAAGAUCAAAACCACACAGACGUUCAGAGCAAGUGCCAGCGUGGGUGCCAACGAGAGUGCUGUGUUCUACCUCAAAUAUGAAGAGCUGUUGCAAAGAGUGAAGGGAAAGUACACUCAUAGGCUCUACUUAAGGCCUGCCAGUCAAAUCGGCCUGUUGGAUGUCAAAGUCCGAAUAUCAGAGAUGGAAAACAUCACUGAAUUUGAAGCUGAAAUUCCAAAUACACACAAUGACGAAAAUGGCGGGCUUUCUGAAUCUAAUGGAGUGCAUCAGGAGCGCCUAAGCCCUUCGGAAAUACUGCUAACUUACCGGGAGAAUAACAUCACUACGAGAACCAAAAAUAUACACAGUGAAGACGGAAACAAUGAAGAGAACGAUAAUGAUAGCAAAGAUGAGAAUAAAGUAGACAGCGAAGAGGAGAAGGAAGGUGUAUUAAGCAUUUCCUAUGAUGUGGAUAGACAAGCUGACGGAGGAGAAAUACAGAUCCUGGGAGGCUUCUUCGUCCACUACUUCUGCCCCGAAGGACUGCCCAAGCUGCCCACACACACGGUCUUCGUCCUCGACAUCUCCGGGUCCAUGUACGACUUCGGCAAACUCGACCAACUGAAGCUCGCUAUGGAGUCUAUUCUUCACAGUAUGAAGCCGGAGGAUUCUUUCGAGCGAGUGUUCCAAAGCUUAGGGAGAGGAUGA